Molecule: messenger RNA, 5568 nt
Organism: Hirundo rustica (Barn swallow)
Lineage: Eukaryota; Metazoa; Chordata; Aves; Passeriformes; Hirundinidae
Gene: EMB
Product: embigin
Exons: 10
Coding region: 241-1227 (328 amino acids)
Biological process (GO): homophilic cell-cell adhesion; axon guidance; dendrite self-avoidance
Cellular component (GO): plasma membrane; axon
Molecular function (GO): cell-cell adhesion mediator activity
Source: RefSeq, a predicted model, not a curated record
GGGCACAUCCUCCCGCGGAGGGAAACGGCCGUGCGCGCAGGGCCCUCUCGGCGGUUAUUUCGGCCUCUUGCUUUUUCCUCCUAGUGAAUUUGAGGCACCUUUCCUUUACAUUUGGCCUCCGUCGUUACUGGCAUAGCCGGCUCUCCCGCAGAGCUGCUCCGGCCCGCUUGAGGCUUCCUCAGGUGGUGCAGCCGCGGGGUGUGGAUCCGGGCCGAGGCAGGGGAGCGCGGCGGGGACACCAUGCCUGCCACCUUCUACGGGCGGUGCCUGGGGCGCCUGCUGCUGCUGCUGCUGCUCUGCACCAGUGUCUCGGGCGGGAGCCCUACAGAUCCAGCUAUGACAACACAAGAUUCCAAUCAGACUGAGGUGAAUUCUGUGACUAAGAUGCAAGCUGGACAUGAAUCAUCUGGUCCAGGUGUUGCCACAGAAAAGCUCAAGCCAGCAGGCAAGGAGAACUCAUAUAAUGUCUCAGCACAUGAGAUACUCCUAUCUGGUGUGUCUGGUGCUCCACUGGAAAAAAAUGUCCCUGUGCCCAGCCCAGCUAAAGUUGAACUGACAUGCAAAUUAGAUGAGAAUUCCAAUUUGAAAAAUCCUCAAGUGACUUGGAAAAAGGGAAAUGAAACAAUCAGUCACACCAGUAAAACUCCAAACAGCUGGACCGUCCAAUUGACCAUUUCAGAGAGCAGUCAGCUGGGAAGUUACAGUUGUAUUCUGAAAAGUGAAAAAGAAGUCAGUGCUGUGUUUCAUUUGCAAGUACCAAAGAUUGAAGGAAAAGAAAAACCCGUAAUUACUUAUGAAGGUGAUAGAGCUGUAAUGGUUUGUAAAACUGAGUAUAAUCCCAAGGCUUGGACCUGGUACAUGACCAAUGGAACUGAGCUGGUUGCUAUUGAUAAAAUUUUGCCUAUAGACAAGUUUCAAAUUAAGAGACAAUCUGCCAGUGUAAACCGUCUGGAGGUACUCAAGCUCAGCAAGGAGGAUCGUGGUGUAUAUUGGUGUGAAGCUGCUUUUGAUUUAGGGAGUGCUAAAAUGAGAUUUGAACUUAGAGUUCUGUCCAUCAUGGCACCUCUCAAACCCUUUGUAGCAAUUGUGGCUGAAGUUGCUAUUCUUGUAACUACUAUUUUCCUCUAUGAGGUAUAUUCAAAAAGGAAAGGAAAAGGAGGUGAAAAAGAGCUUGACCAAACUGAGCGACUUAAAUCAGAAGACAACGUUACUAGGAGACGCAAGUAGUUCCAGGCAGAGAAGUAAACCUUGAAAAGAGAUUUAGACCAACAGAAGUGGAAAUCAUUACAAAGCUACAGAAGAUGUAUGCAACUAUGCAUUUUAAACAUUCACUAUGUUUUGAAGUCUUUUACAUUUGAGUAAAAAGAUGCUUUUAAAAUAGCUCUGAGACUACUCAUUUUGUACAGAUGAUAAUAUGAUACAUUGUACUUAGACCGUUAUCUCUAAUAUUUUACUACUAGCAAGUGGUUUUUUUACAUAAUUAGGUUUACUGUUGGUUUAUGAUUGGUCUGUUUGAUUUUUAUCUACCUGACUGGAACUAGUAUUGUAUUCACUGAAUAAAUUGUUAAUAUAGAGUAGGCAUAUUAUCUGAGUGUUAUAAAACUCGACAAGUAUGAUGAAAAAAGUAUUUCCACCAAAGAAAACGCCUUUUACUAGCUGAUGAAGCAAAGGUGAUGCAGCCAUUUUUACCAAAGAAAUAGUGAAAGGGGAAUCUUUAUCAGGACUUAAAUGAAACAUUAAGAGAGUUGCAAUUUACUCUGAACAGUAAAAUGUCUUCAUUCCAGCUAUUCUUAGCUUCAUUCUCAGUUUUACUAUAUUGUAGUCCUUAGUAGGCUAAGCGUUUAGAUACCAUAUAGCUUAGAUAUUUCAGAGUAGAUGAAAGAACUAUUAGGGACACAGUACCUUCUCAGACUAUAACUGCAGUAAUUCCUUAUGCUUGAAAAAGUUACUGCACUCUCUGGGCCUGCAAAACUAGUUUGGUUAUUAUAAUCUAUGUGGCGUGCUGAAUUUUUAGGAAUACACUUAUAUAUACUUCUGAUCAUACUUACUGUCUAACUGGUACUUGUGCUUCUUUCAGUGCUCUGUUGUUUCUUGGAUUCCUUGCAAUACACAGAGUGGGUCUUGAGCAGCUAAAAUUUUCAGAAUGGUAGGGUAAAGCAGCAUGAAUAUCACUACUACUCUUACACAAAAAUUUUCACACUGCUGUUGAUGACAUUACAGUACUGCUUUAGAAUAGUUGCCCGUAAUACCAUUCAGUUACAUUAUGCAUUCAGCAAUUGAAAAAUGUUCAGCUAAUAAGAAAACAGUUGUGUCAGUUGCCUUUUUUUGAAAUAAUUAAAACUUAAAUUUUGAGAGGAAGAAGUCUUCAGAAAAAUGUUUUUUUCUCCAUGAAAAUAUAAGGAAAAAGGCAGCGUUUGCAGACUCCAUAAAAAAGUGAAAGAAGAAAAAAAAUACACAGCACUUCUUUGUAUUGGCCAUUUUUCUUUGAAUAUAAAGGAGGAGGAAUGUAUAAAAAACAAAUAGAUAAAACAGAUUUAAUUCCCUUGCUUUGUUUUCUAUUUUACUAUUCUUAUGGGUUUGAAAAAUAUCAAAAAUCCUAGCAUUGGCUGUUCUUUUGGAAAAGGGAGACAAAAUCCAGUUUGAUGUAUGCUUUUUUAUUUUUCAUAAUUUGUUUCCCAGUUUGAAGAAAUACAAGUUAAGGUCCAAGUAAGACACCGUGAGAACUACAAAAGCAUUGGCUGAUUGACUAUAAGGAGUGAACACUGAUAAAGAUUCCCCUUGCUUAGAUACUGUGUUUAUUGUAUUUUGCCUUGGAGUUUCUAUGCACUACUAAAACCAGAAUGCAUCUAUAGUUUUUUAAUAAGAGUUUCUCAUUGAUAAAAUUGAUAUUUUUAUUGCAGCAAGUAAAUGCAGACAGUUUUCAAACAUUUACUUCUGUAUAUUGUUUGGCAUAUCUCAGAGUUUGCAGUAACUUGUUUCUUGUAGGCAGUUAAACAGUAAAAAAGGUAGUCUUACUUAGAGAUCUAGCAAUUAUAUUCUGAAUAAAGCAGCAUUGAUAUAUUUUGCAAUGGAAAUGGGGCUAGAUACUGUCUGGAAAAAGCCUGCCACUUAAUCAGAAAUGGUAGCAAUCUUUCUGCCUUCACUUAGUAUUCCUACUGGAUCUUGCCGUUGAGCUAUAAAGUCUUGGCUAACAUAGGCAAGUCAUACAGAUAGUUAAGUAGCUGUUUUGCACUAGCAGGGAAAGCCUGUAUUAAGCAUAGAUUUUAGAAGCAACAGAUCUUAGAUCUAUCAGGACUAUAUUAGUUUGGUCAGACUAGCUGCUGAAGCUGUAGCUUUGCCUUGACCACCUCUAGCAUGUUCUGCUUUGUCUGAGGGGUUUGGUGUUUGUUUUUAAAUUGGCGAAUAGUUUUUUAUCAUUAGAAGUGGUUUUAUUCUAUGUGCGUUCUAGAUUUAAACCCUUUUGGCCUGCUCUAUGGAGGGCAAUUACAAAUAAUAUUAAAUGGUAAAUAUUUAGUAAUUGUCAUAAUUAAUGGUCAACUUCAAAGACAUAAACUCUACUUUCCUUGGUCUAAGUACCACAAGGAGCACUGGAAAUCUUGAAAUUUUCUUUUGAGAAGUAUGUAUUGUGUAUGUUUAAGAUAUUCCCAUUAGAGUUGCUUUGUGAUCUUAGCAUUGAAUAGAACAAAAAUAUUGUAAAUUUAAAAAAACUCCAAAACUCUAGUGGAGAUUUUUUUUUUUUUUUAAUUUCAUUCAAGCCAGGAGAUACUAAAUAAGAUCCAAAAUAAUUGUGAAAUUUCCUUCAAACAGCAGUUGAAGCUAAGUGUAAGGACCCAUAAAAUUAUAGUUUUAAUAACAAAACAUUAAUCUGUAAUAGCUGUCUUACAUGGGUAGAUCCAAUCUAAACAAUUACAACUGUUUGGCAAAUCUUGUCUUCCAAGAUGAAAACCUUUUCUUGGAAGAGGGGGUAUUUUACUGGAUUUUAGACCAGCAAAACCAAGCCUUACUAGUUUCUUAGAGAAGGUUGAAAUCUGCAAAAGAAUCCUGAAGGGCUGUUUCCUAAUACUUCAAGCUGGUUCACUGCAAAUCCUUCCCACCCUUAGAUGCAAAGUAGACACAAGCAGCUGUGAGACCAAAUUCCUAAUGAAGAUGGACAAAUAUUAGAAGAGCUUCCAAACCAGGGGUUCAAGUAGAACUGCAUUAAUAUUGCUUUUGUGUGCAGGCUUGAAUAUUACCCUGCAGUUGUUCAACAAAAUUGAUUAUCUGUAGAUCCUUCGACACACGUAAUCCUGGGGAAGAGAGGAAAGAUGCACCAGUUCUGAUGUUGCUACUAGAAUCAGCAUCCAUGUGCCUUUAACUCUUUUUCAGACAGAUAAAGUGAGGUUUAUCAUUCUGCCUUUAAAUUGUGGCUCAGAACCUUGGAAUAGUAACUGCUGAGCAAUGAAAAUUGAAAAUAGACUGAUUGGUACCUUAAGGCAGAGAAGGUUUUUGAGACAAGAGGAACUCUAAUUGUUGAGCUGCCCAGUGCAUGUUGUCUGACUGCAAUUAGCCAUAUGAUGAUUCAGUUCUAGCUGAGAAGCACCCCUGAACAGGCAGGUGCAGACAGAAUGUUGAGAAUAUUGUAGGGACAUGGGAAGGAACUUCAUGUUAGUGUUCUGUAGGGGUCCUGAGAGACAGACAGCAGAAGCUGAGAUGACUUGUAAUUAGACAUAUACAGGGAAGACUGAAUGCAAAUGUGUAGGAGAAAACAUGUUAUCAGUUGUACCCCUUGGAUUGUGUAGGAAGUUCUGUACAGCAGCUGAAAACAAUCUGCCAUUGCUAGACACUUGAACAGAUGAAAGCACAAUGCUAAAUGAGAUGUCUUAGGAGAGAACUAGAAGUUACAUGCUUAGAAAAUACUUACCUGCUAGUUUAACAGUUUUGUUGUCUUGUUACUUGAUUAUGCUAGAAUGUGCAUAUGUAGUUCUUUGUUUAAAAAUAAACCAAGUUCCAAACUUUACAACUUCUAACUGGAGGUCUUGAUUUGUCAAAGUUUGCUGUUGGAAAUUGAGUUCAUUUUUGCAGUUGUGUAAUGUUCAUUAUGUCAAACUCAAAAUUACUUCUUACAGAAACUUGAUCUGCUUUGUUUUUGCAUUCAGCUUUAUAUUUAACCAAAGAGAUUUUGGGGGUUUUUUUAUUACUUACAAUAUUUCUAUCAACUGACUUGCUGAACUAUUUUCAAAUUGACAUUAAAAGUUCAUAGUGCCUUGAAGGAAGAAAUUGGUUUAUCAAGUUAAUUUUGUUUUUCUCUUUUGCAAUGAUUUUGUUAAAAGUUUUCCUCUGAAACUUGACAUCAGAAUAUGUUUUUCUAGUGAGAGACUACUAAGCCUAAUGCUUUUAUCACGCUUGCCUUAUUUUACAUUCUGAUUUUAUAUUCUGUACUCCCUCAACUGUACCGUUGUACUGCUUAAGCAAAUGGAAAUACCCUCUGUUUGUUUGAUGUAUAUCAGAUAAUGAGGAUGGUAGUUAUGAGUAGUGUGAAUUGAUAUGUGUACUUCAAAAUAAUUUCAAUAAAUUUAACCAUAAAAGUGA